Messenger RNA from Beta vulgaris subsp. vulgaris (sugar beet), 1171 nucleotides. RefSeq lists its product as uncharacterized. Lineage: Eukaryota; Viridiplantae; Streptophyta; Magnoliopsida; Caryophyllales; Amaranthaceae. The transcript has 2 exons. The record is from RefSeq and is a predicted model, not a curated record. Bases 59 to 1168 code for a protein of 369 amino acids.
ACGGAUUUUUUGCGAGUCAUUGUAUGGCAUUAAGGUCCCUACUGGCUACUCAUCGAAUAUGAAGCGCUUUGUUACCUUAAAUGGUGAGUUGAAGUUAUCGAGUAUGAAAUCGCACGAUUGUCAUGUCAUGAUGCAAGUAUUCUUACCGAUUGCAAUUCGUGGGAUACUUCCAAAGCAUGUGAGGCACACCAUUACAGAACUGUGUUCAUUUUUUCAUUCAAUCUGCAGCAAAGUCCUAGACCCGUCGACCCUCGAUUCCUUGCAGACUAGAGUAGUUGAAACUCUAUGCAAAUUUGAGAUUAAUUUUGUGGCUGAGUAUUUUGCUAGUGUUGAUCCUGUUGGACUUCCGACAUCCCGACACGAGGGCAGACUUGAGGGCAAGGGUACAAUUGGUUCAAAAUUGAUCACACCUUCCGUAGAAAAGCGUAAACAAGCUCACUUAUUUGUAUUGCAUCACGUACCAGAUGUCCAUCCUUAUUUAAGUGAACAUAUGGAGGAAUUACGUGUUAGCAAUCCUGGAAAAGGAGUGAGGGCAUUGACGCAAAUGCAUAACAAGACUUUCAUUGAUUGGUUUCAUAAACGAGUACUCAAUGAUUUGGAUGAAAGUGUUCCUGAAACAGUCAAGUGGUUAGCAUUUGGUCCUCGUGAAGCUGUACGCUCUUAUGAGGGUUAUGAUAUUAAUGGGUAUACUUUUUGGACUGAACGUCAAGAUCUCAAGUCAAGAUCGCAACAAAAUAGUGGUGUUUCACUUGUGGCGUCGUCUACACAAUAUGCAAGCUCGAAAGAUAAGUCGCCUGUACAUGCUGAAAGCAACUACUAUGGGCGAAUACAAGAAAUCUGGGAGCUGGACUACUGUACAUUUAAUAUUUGCCUCUUGUGUUGCACGUGGGUUGACAAUAAUCGCCGUUGUGUAAGAAACGAUGAUCCUUGCGGUUUCACCCUUGUUGACCUUAGUCGUUUACGUGAAACUGAGGAGCCAUUUGUAAUUGCAUCACAAGUGAAGCAAGUAUUUUUUGUAACUGAUCCUGCUGAUCAUAAGUGGUCAAUUGUUGUACCUGGUAAAAGGAGUAUCCUCGGUAUUGGUGAUGUUGAUAAUGAGGAAGAAUAUGAUGCAUUUGAGGACCUCCCCCCUUUACCUAUCCUGAAAUUCGUGUGGAAGAUGAUGUAAAUA